Molecule: messenger RNA, 649 nt
Organism: Cajanus cajan (pigeon pea)
Lineage: Eukaryota; Viridiplantae; Streptophyta; Magnoliopsida; Fabales; Fabaceae
Source: RefSeq, a predicted model, not a curated record
AUGGAAUACGUGCAGAGUUUGAUAGACAGAGGAAGCGCCGAAAGCUCUGAAUACUUCGAGAGUCGGCGAACGGUGCUGGAGAUGCUUGAAGACAGAGGCUACGACGUCGUUCAGCACGCCAACCUCGCUCCCACCCUCGACGAAUUCCGCUCUCGCUUCGGCCAACAUCCCAACCCUCGAACCCUCGCUUUCUGCGCUUCGCAUCGCUCUCAUCCCAACAACACGGUGCACGUCAUGUUUGCGGGAACCGAUGUCAUAAGAAAAGGAAACGUGGGUCUCAUAUAUACCCAGAACGAGGGUACGCAAAUUUUCAAACGGCUCAUACUUAUUGUGCAGAGUAGGGUCACUCCGUACGCGUACAAAGAGUUUAAGAAGUGGCCAUUUGAAGUGGAGAUUUUCCAUAUCACUGAUUUGCUGGUCAAUAUUACAAAACAUGUGAUGCAGCCAAAGUAUGAGAUACUUACUGAUGAUGAGAAGAAAGAGCUGUUCACCAAGUAUAAUUUGGUGGAAGAUAAUCAGCUCCCUGGCAUGUUAAAAACUGAUCCCAUAGCUCGCUAUUAUGGGCUCAAGAAAGGUCAAGUCCUUAAGGUCACUCACAGUUCUCAGCUGAUUGAAUCUUAUGUUACUUACCGCUGUGUCCAGUAACACU